Vicia villosa (hairy vetch) is the source of this 1431-nucleotide messenger RNA. RefSeq lists its product as uncharacterized. The record is from RefSeq and is a predicted model, not a curated record. The transcript has 3 exons. The coding region runs from base 359 to 706 and encodes 115 amino acids. NCBI's taxonomy places the organism in Eukaryota, Viridiplantae, Streptophyta, Magnoliopsida, Fabales, Fabaceae.
GAGUUCUGAAUUUGGUUGUGGAUGAUAAAACUAAAUAUUAAGAAUAUUGAUGCCGCUUGUGUAUUGGAGUAUCAAUUUUACAUGUGUAGUCUUUAUGUGGGAACCAUUUUUUUCUAUAUGUAAGCUUUUGCUGCAAGAUUUGAUAUGGUCUAUGUGUGAUAAAUCAUUAGUUUUCAAUCUGUGAUAUGGUCUUUAUGUGUCGUGUUUAAUUGAUAUGGUUUUCAUUUGAUAUGGUUUUUAUGUUUUUCAGCUACUCUGGUGGUCUCUGAGCACUAACAUAUAUAUUAAUCUUUAUGCGCUAAUAUCUUGCCGCCGGGAGAGGGGAAGGAAAACUCGGACAAAAGAAGAAGAAGAAAACAUGGAUUAUCCUCACAUUUGUAACAAGGAACUUACUCACAUGUUGGGUUUUCUUUUGAAGCAAAUGUCAAAGAAGAAUUCCAUAUUUCAGAUGCUGAUGAUGAUGAAGAUGCAGCAUAUUUUUGAUCUAGAAGGUUAUAAUCUGAUUGCAUACUCAAGGCAUUGCAUGUCAAUCCCGCUUCUGGUGUAUCUAUUAAUAAAGGUUAUCAUCGUCACAUUACAUGUUGAUCCUGCUUCCGGUGUAUCUAUUGAUAAAGGUGCUAAAGUCUUGAAGCCAUCUGUAAGGUAUAUACAAUCACUCAACCACUUACUGUUACUGUUUGUUUUGUUUGUUUGUGGACAUUGUUGAGUGUUCUUUAUGUUUCUAAUAUCAGCGAUGACUUCAUUCACAUAUGCUAAGAUUCUAACGUAUUAGGUGAAUUAGUGCUUCUAUAUGUGUGGUGGGUCAAGAUGGAUUCUUAUAUUUUCAAACUAAGUGGGCUCCCAGAUGGGUAGUGAUUAUGCACUUUGAAUUCUCAUAGAUCUUUAUUAGUUCUAACUUCUAAUUAGUCAACCACAAUAUAUAAUAGACUUUUUGCAAAUGAACUGCUCUUUUUGAUAAACACUUGUAGGUAGGACAAUAGAUGACUCCAACCCUUUGGCUUCUAACUAAAUGAUUCUGAAAUUCUAUAAGAUUUUGAAAUUCUGCUACCACAAUACACACAAAUCCUCAUGAAGUGAUUGAGAACAAGAGAACAAAUUAACAUAGUGAUUGUUUAUUUUUAAAGGACAUCACUAAUUCUUUCUCUCAGAUGAUGAUGGUAGCUAUGUUGAAAAAUAUUGAUUUUUGAUUUUAAAAUAUGGACAUAUCAAUUCCUCCCAAUAUCAUUGAGCAGACAAAUGUGAACAUAUCAGCCCAAUAAUAAUCUUUCCUAAGACAUUUACCAACCUCCAAUUGAGAGGGAAAUAGCCUUCAACUUUCCAGGUGACAUCAAAUGGGGCACUUGCAGAAAAGAUAACCUUAUUUUCUUUUCAUCUAGACUGACAUUUUUAAGUGGUUUGUUUUUAACUUGAACAGUAUAUCUUUUGUAUGUU